UUGGGGGGCUGCUGGGAUUGGUCCAGUUCUCCCACAGGGACAGCCCUGACUCCAGGUCUCCUCCUAGGACCCACCAGAGGCGUAGUUCAGAUCACCCACCUACCAGGCCCCACAAGGAGAGGCACUUCCCUCAGACCUGCCCCUCCUCAGAGUCCCCAUGGGGAGGACCUGAUUCUCCUCGUCUUGCCCCACAUGCUGUGGGAACCCCCUGCCCCCCCCCAACGCCCGGAUCCUCACACUCUCUGUCUCUGCUGCAGGUGCCUGGCCAAUGGGGGGUGCAGAUGAGUUCCCAGUGGGCACAUGCCCUGGGAUGUGCCCACUGGGUGAACUGGUGCAGCGGGAGCGCCAGGGCCGCCUGCACCGGCUGGAGCUGCGGGAGGGGACGCGGCAGGGUGACCCUACCCGCGUGGUGAAGGAGUAUUCCCGUCCAGCUGCUGGCAAGGAGCUGCCCCGGCUCCAGGAGCUGCGCCCUGCCCCAGUGCUGCUGGCCACUGUGCGCUACCUGCUGGGCCAGGUGGUGCAGCGAGCUGACCUGCCCCCAGCUGAGGUCCAUGCUUUCAUCUCUGACCGGUUGCGUGCUGUGCGCCAGGAUGCCACGCUGCAGCGACUGCAGGGGGCUCCAUGUGUGGCCCUGCUGGAGCGAUCACUGGGCUACCUGCUCCAUGCCGGCUACCAGCUGUGUCAGGAACCUCCUGCCCGCUUCGACCCCCACCUCCAUCACACCCAGCUCCAAGAGUGCUUCAGCUGGCUGCGGCGCUGCUACCGGAACAGCUGUCAUGACAGGGAGCCGGCCUUCCAGGCUCUUUUCCUCCUCUACAAUCUGGGCUUCCCGGAAGCCCUGCACCAGGUCCUGCAGCUCCCAGACCCUGUCCGGGCCUCCCCUGAACUCCGCACGGCGCUGGCUGUCAACUGGGCUUACCUGGAGCGCAACUGGGCACGAUUUUUCCGCCUGAUGCAGGCCCUGCCCUACCUGCCGAUUUGCGCCCUUCAUCGGCACCUGGGCCCUGCCCGGCACCUGGCACUGCUCACCUUUAGCCACGGCUUCAGUGCCAGGAACUGUCGCUGCCCUCUGACCUGGCUUGCCCGGCUACUGGCAGUGGACAGCCCUGAGGAGAUGGCAGAGCUGUGCCGCCAUCAUGGGCUCACGGUGCUGGAUGGAGCCGUGGUCUUCCAGAAAACAGCUUUCAGGGACCCAGGCAUGUUGGUCCACGGCCUCUCACAGCUGCUAGUGGACAGUAAACGAGGGGAGGCCCCCCUGCUGGAGGUCAUCGAAGAUGCCUGUAGCUAAUGGUCUGGAGAGACUUGGGAGGUGAGGAUGGGAGCCAGGACUCCUGAGUUCCCAUCCCUGCCUCUGGGAGAGGAGUGAGGUCUAGUUGGCUGGAUUGGGAGUCAGGAUUUAUGGGUUUUAUUGCUGGCUCUGAGGAGGGCUCCUGGUUCUGCUCCUUGCAAUGAAAGAGGAAUCAGGUUUAAAACAAGAGACUGGGAGCCAGGACUGCUGGGUUCUCUUAGUGACUCGGUCACUGAUUCUCUGUGUGUCACCUCCGCCAAGCCACUCCCUUUGCCUGAUUUCCCCCCUGCAUAAAAGGGGGCUAAAGGAAGUAACUUACUUGUGCCUAGUGCAACUGGAUGGCUCUGGGCGAUCUUGUAUGUUGAUGUGCUUGGCUUCCUGCAUUUGACCCCUUGUGCUGGAUAAUUUUUCCUCCCCCCGCCCUGUGGUUUUGCAGUUCAGGAAGCUGGCUCAGAUCUUGGAGUUUGUGGGAGUUUGUUUGGGUCUGAGCUUUGGUGUAAUGGUUUGGGGUCCCCGAUCCACAUGGUGGGGAGCUGUAUGGAAUGGCAGCCAGUGUCCCCUGCCCCAGGUGGGAGGUAAGGGGAGAUGUAGGACACAGCCCAAAGCGCCCCUAGAAUUUUGGGGUGUCUGGAGGUAAUAGAAGUCAGUUUCACAAUAAAUGUUGACUUGUAAGA
This is a messenger RNA of Gopherus evgoodei (Goodes thornscrub tortoise), 1962 nucleotides long. RefSeq names its product SAC3 domain containing 1 (gene SAC3D1). Gene Ontology annotation, biological process: spindle assembly; centrosome duplication. Gene Ontology annotation, cellular component: nucleus; spindle; centrosome. NCBI's taxonomy places the organism in Eukaryota, Metazoa, Chordata, Testudines, Testudinidae. The record is from RefSeq and is a predicted model, not a curated record. Bases 269 to 1288 code for a protein of 339 amino acids. The transcript has 2 exons.